This is a messenger RNA of Geosmithia morbida, 1776 nucleotides long. Its product is annotated as Fungal Zn(2)-Cys(6) binuclear cluster domain. The transcript is spliced from 6 exons. The record is from RefSeq and is a predicted model, not a curated record. The coding region runs from base 1 to 1776 and encodes 591 amino acids. Gene Ontology annotation, molecular function: DNA-binding transcription factor activity, RNA polymerase II-specific; zinc ion binding. NCBI's taxonomy places the organism in Eukaryota, Fungi, Ascomycota, Sordariomycetes, Hypocreales, Bionectriaceae. Gene Ontology annotation, biological process: regulation of transcription by RNA polymerase II.
AUGGCUGGCCCAGGUGGCGGUCCUCCCCGUCGGAGCCACACCAAGUCCCGCAAGGGUUGUGAAACUUGCAAGAAGCGUCACAUCCGCUGUGAUGAGAGCUUCCCUCAAUGCCGCAACUGUACCAAGCACAAAAUCCGCUGCCCUUACAACGACGUCUCCGCUGCCGACGCCAACCGCUCCACCACGCCCGACAAGCCCGAUCUUAUGUGGACGCCCGACGUCGAGGCCGCCAUCACCGAGUGGCAGUGCACCGGCAUAUUCCCCUUCCCCUCCCUCAACGUGUACCCUGCUCCUGCCGCGAGCCACUACUCUGUUGAGGACCUGAGGUUGAUCUACCACAUUGCCGCUCUGUACCACCAGCUUGCUCAGAUGGAUGCCAACAACUUCACCCUCUGGACCCGUCACAUUCCGACCCUCCUGAGGAUCGGUGCCACGACUCCCUACGUCAUGCACGCCCUCCUCGCCUUCUCUGCCAUGCACAUUGCCUUCCUCACCGACUGCCCGCUGGUCGGUGGCAUGGCUUUCGAGCACCGCGGAAUCGCCCUCAGCGGCCUGCACGAGGCUAUCGGCAUCUUCUCUCGUGAGAACUCGGAUGCCGUGCUGGCAGCGUCUCUCGUCCUGUCCUGGCAGGCUACCGACUGGCCCAGCUGGACGCAACUCAUGCAGGGCACCUCCACCGUUAUGGACGCCAUGGAGUCCUGGAAGCACGAGUCCCAGUUUGUCGACUUCAUCGCCGAGAGCAGCACCUUCCCCACGGCUCCCUCGUCGCCUGGCCCCGACCACCGUCCCAGCCAGCCUCGCAAGGAGGAUAUCGAAGCCUUCCAGCGAACCCUGGAGCAGAUCCAGCGGGUCGAGGCUCACCUCAAGCACCAGACCGAUGCCGGCUCCCGCGUGGACACGGCCCAGAUCCAGAACCUGGCCAGCUUCCUCAAGGGCUCGCGCAAGAUCAGCCCCACCCUGCCCAUCUCGCAGCAGUUUGAGCGCCUCAGGUCCCUUCGAGACUGGCUCUUCUGGAUGCCGGUCGGCUACCUCCAGAACUACCGCUGCUCGCCCAACUCGCUCGUCGCCAUCGCGCACCUGUACACGGUGGCUCUGCUGAUGGAGCGCAUGUUCCCCGAGAUCGGCGCCGCCUACUUUGGAAGUCUGUCCCUGGUGCCCAUCGAGGAGAUUGCCCGCCGCCUGAUGUCGUACUGCGUGUCUGUCGGGUCCGAUGUCGAGUCCAGCGCGCCCCUGAAGCUGAUGGACUUCCCCAUCGACGCCGUCGGCGAGUUCCGCUCCCGCAUGGGCUGGGUCCAGCCGGAGAGGACGAGGUCGUUCCCGCAGUUCAACCCGCCCAACUUCCCCGUCUACGAGGAGCCCCCGCACUACGAGGAGCUGCCGCACCACCACCCGUACUCGCUCUACGGCAACCCGUCCUUCAGCUACAGCGCCGAGGAGAUGCCGGUGCUCAACGACUCGGUACCGCCCGGCCAGAGCCCCGUCCCGCCCGUGGCCCUGUCGCCCUAUCCGGGUCAGCAGUACCUGAACAUCCCGUCGCCCAUGUACCGCAGCGCCUACAGCCCCGCCUCGUCGACGUUUGAGGGUUCCGUCACGUACAGCGACAACGAGGACUACGGCACUUGGGAGCUCGGCCCGCCGAUGCCCGCCCAGCAGCAGCAGCAGCAGCCGCAGCAGCCGUACACUCCGCAGCCGCAGCAUUCUCCCAUGUUCAGUGACGCCCAUCACACCUUUGGCCCCGGGUUCGUCUCUCCCACCGCUCAGCCCGUGUGGAUCUAG